AGAGGGCCAUUAGUCAAUCUGUUAUUGAUACUGGUGUGAUGGAGAUAUCACUGCUAAAGGUGCUUCUCAACAACAUCUCUUGUCUCUUUCAAUUGUCAUCACGUGACAACAUAAAAUGUGAACCAGUUCACAAAUAUUACCUGAAGAUUGAAGAGAAGCUGAAGUUGUUAAAGCCAGCACUUGAGGCCAUUGUUGAUACUGAAAUAGCUUCUGAUGAAUCCUUUCAAAAGGCAUUUGCUGGAUUGGGCCAGGCUGUUGAUGAAAUGAGGGAGCUAUGUGAAAGCUGGCAUAUGUUAAUGAGUAAAGUUUAUUUUGUUCUGCAAGUAGAAUCAUUAACUGAGAAAAUUCGCAUUUCUGUCCUGGAGAUUUUUGAGCUGCUGAAAUCUUCUGAUCACAGUCUUCCUGAUGAAUUAAGUGCGUCAUCUCUUGAGCACUGCAUACAGAAACUUAAGCGUAUGGGAUCUGAACAAACAUCAGAUGUAAUUACAAAAGCUUCUAGGGAUCAGGUGGAAGGCUCCGGAGCAAGCUCAGAGGACUUGGCUAAAAUUGCAGAUUACCUGAGCUUAAAGUCAAACCAGGAGCUUCUAAUUGAGGCUGUAGCCCUUGAAAAAUUGAAGGAGAAUGCUGAACAAGCUGAAAAGAAUGGGGAAGUUGAUUAUUUCGAUCAAAUGAUAGCUCUAGUUACCAAUAUGCAUGACCACCAUGUUAUGGUAAAACAGUCCCAGAGCUGCCCCGUACCCAUACCUGCUGAUUUCUGCUGUCCUCUCUCACUUGAGCUCAUGACAGACCCUGUCAUUGUUUCUUCUGGGCAAACCUAUGAACGGGCUUUUAUCCGGAAAUGGAUUGAUCUUGGACUCACUGUUUGCCCCAAGACACGGCAGACUCUGACACACACCAAUCUUAUUCCAAAUUACACUGUGAAGGCACUAAUUGCAAAUUGGUGUGAAUCAAAUAAUGUGAAGCUGCCUGAACCCAUGAAGUCUUUGAGCUUCAACCAGCCUGCCUCCCUUCUUACACAUGCAGAAUCUGGUGCUACCAGAGAUCUACAUGUUUUUCCUUCCUUAAGGAGCAACCAAUCUACAUCACCGGAGCUAGCUGGGUCACUAGGCUCUCCUGGAAAAAAUUUAGUCUCAUCAAGUGCAAUCCAUAGGGAGGGAACCUCUCCACUGCACCCCCGUUCAUCUUCAGUGGAUUCCUUGUCUGGAGUAGCUGGAAAUGGGCAUGGAUUGGACACUGAGAGAAUAUCACUCAGAAUUUCUGAGGACAGGUUGGCUAACUCCGGAGAGAGAAGUUUGGAUUCAGGUGAGCAACUUUCUAUGACACUGUCAAGAAACGAAUUUUCUGAUAAUGCUGGGGCUGAUGGACAGUCAUCUCAGGGCCACAAUCGUACUAUGUCAGCUUCCAGCACACUUUCUGAUUCAAACUUUUCACAAGGAACACCUGAGGAUGGCAAUGAGGUGUCCUCACAGGCGGCAGCCUACAUUACUGAUGCUUCGGGGGAAGUAACAUCAGAGUCCCAACCCAUCACUACUUUGACUGCUCCACAGAGAGUGCCCGAGUUGCUAUCUCGAUUGGAAACAAGAUCUCGUAGCCAAACAAUUUGGCGUAGACCAUCCGAGAGGUUUGUUCCAAGGAUAGUUUCUUCUCCUGCCAUUGAAACAAGGGCUGAUCUUUCUGGAGUUGAAACUCAAGUCAGGAAGCUGGUUGAGGACUUGAAGAGCUCUUCCCUUGAUGAACAAAGAAUUGCCACUGGUGAACUCCGGUUACUUGCCAAGCAUAACAUGGAUAACAGAAUUGUAAUUGCAAAUUGUGGGGCCAUCAUCUUGUUGGUUAAUCUUCUUCAAUCAACGGACACAAAAAUACAGGAGAAUGCUGUUACUGCACUUCUCAACUUAUCAAUUAAUGAUAACAACAAGGCGGCAAUUGCAAAUGCUGAUGCAAUUGAACCUCUUAUUCAUGUCCUCGAGACAGGGAGCCCUGAAGCUAAGGAGAACUCUGCUGCCACUCUUUUUAGCUUAUCGGUGAUUGAGGAUAACAAGGUCAGGAUUGGGAGGUCAGGGGCAAUUCAACCUCUGGUAGAUUUACUUGGAAAUGGAACUCCUAGGGGAAAGAAAGAUGCAGCUACAGCUUUGUUUAACUUGUCAAUAUUUCAUGAGAACAAGGCUCGUAUAGUGCAGGCUGGUGCUGUGAAGUACCUCGUAGAGUUGAUGGACCCUGCUGCUGGGAUGGUUGAUAAGGCAGUUGCUGUUUUGUCGAAUCUUGCUACUAUAAAUGAGGGAAGGGCAGCCAUUGGUCAGGAGGGAGGGAUCCCUGUAUUGGUUGAGGUUGUCGAGUUGGGUUCUGCAAGAGGGAAGGAGAAUGCAGCUGCUGCUCUCCUACAGCUUUGCACUAAUAGCCAUAGAUUCUGCAAUAUGGUUCUCCAGGAGGGAGCUGUUCCACCAUUAGUGGCAUUGUCACAGUCCGGCACACCGAGAGCCAAAGAAAAGGCACUCCUUAGCUAUUUCAGAAACCAGCGACAUGGUAAUGCUGGGAGGGGCUGACUUUGAUGGAAUGACAUUUGGCCGUAUGCAAUAUUGUGAGGUCAGAUAUAUGUAUUGUGUAAAUCCUGUCUUGUGAAUAAUGCAUUUGAAAAUCCUAGUUUUUGGAUGUUUCUGGAUUCGUGAUAAUGAAUUGGGGAAAGAAUUGAUUUAUUUAGGGUAAAUGAGUCCUCUCAAGAAUAACUUCAUUUCAGAAUGUGAAAAUCAUUUCUAUACCUGGAAGUUUUGGUUUUUUGCCUUUUCAAUGAGAGUUGGACCAAUACUGUGGGCGAUGAAUAAUUUUCCUUUAAAUAUUUCUUUUUCAGUUCAUGCCUUGAGGAUA
Molecule: messenger RNA, 2859 nt
Organism: Ilex paraguariensis (yerba mate)
Lineage: Eukaryota; Viridiplantae; Streptophyta; Magnoliopsida; Aquifoliales; Aquifoliaceae
Source: the annotation of a GenBank genome assembly